Molecule: messenger RNA, 1305 nt
Organism: Sesamum indicum (sesame)
Lineage: Eukaryota; Viridiplantae; Streptophyta; Magnoliopsida; Lamiales; Pedaliaceae
Source: RefSeq, a predicted model, not a curated record
AUGAAGAAGGGUCCCUUCACAUCUACGCUCGCACCCUAUCCACCAGGCGAUGUUGAACAGUUAAUGGGUCUAGCUCAAAAGUACAUAAAUGAGGAAGAGAUGAAUGCAAUGAAAGAUUCUGAGCGGAGAGAGCGCGAGCAGGUGUUUAGACGACCAUAUGAUACCACAGAAGAUGGAGGAAGUAAGCCAAAACAAGAAAAGCCCAGAGAGCCGAAAUACCAGCCCAAAUUCCAUUGCGAGAGGGGACACAACACGGAGGAAUGCUUCCAAUUGAAAGAUGAGAUAGAAAGGUUAGUAAGGCAAGGGUAUUUCCGCGAUCGGGUUCCCCCAAAUUGCAAGAUCAGUAAAGACGAGGCAAGGAGGAGCAGGUCGAGGAGUCGAGAUCGAAAUCCUUGUCCUUCAAGAGCUGACAAGGCCCCUAUGAACAAAAACAACGAGCCGACAAAAGGGGUAAUCUAUACCAUUGCAGGAGGAUCGAGUGUUGGGGAUUCAAGUAGAACGCGAAAGAGAUACGCCCGAACUUUAGGAUCAAGAAGAGAAAGAGAGUUUGUGUUGAAGGUCGAGGCGGAAGAAGCUAUCUCUUUCGACAGCUCAGACAAGCCGAGAGAAAGUGGAGACAUGAAUGACCCGAUGGUCGUUAGGUUGGACAUCGCGAAUUUUACUAUUCCUAAAAUGCUGAUCGAUAGUGGGAGCUCAGCCGAUAUCAUAUUCAAAAAUGUGGUUGAUAAGAUGGGGUUAGAGAAUGCUCACCUCGAGCCAGUAAAGACCCCUUUGGUAGGAUUCGAGGGAAGUGAAGUAGCAUCGCUGGGCACGAUCGAACUGCCAGUAUCAAUGGGUGAAGAGCCCAAGCGAAAGACGUUGAUGGUGAAAUUUUUUAUGGUGGAUACCCCAUUCGCGUACAAUGUGAUUUUGGGCAGACCAGGCUUAAAUUUGUUCAAAGUUGUCAUCUCCACCUAUCACAUGAAAAUGAAGUUCCCUACGGAGAAUGGGAUAGGAGAAGUAGCCAGCGACCUGGAGGCUCGUAAAUGUUACAACCUGUCGCUGGAGGGGGAACCUAAUCAGAAGAAGAGGAAAAUUAAGGAAGAUGCUGAACCUCGACCUUAUGAAGCAGAACAUUUAAAAUUCAGCAAUGAGUACAAGGUAGUGCAGCUCGUGCCAGAUGAGCCAGACAAAACUACCAGAAUAGGAGCGAACAUGAAGGACGGAGAGAUGGCCAUGAUUGAAUUUCUGAGGAGAAAUGUGGACAUGUUCGCUUGGAGGCCGUCAGACUUUACGGGGAUCGACCCUGAGGUGUGCACCGAUUGA